Onychomys torridus (southern grasshopper mouse) is the source of this 3930-nucleotide messenger RNA. Its product is annotated as diphosphoinositol polyphosphate phosphohydrolase 3-alpha. Gene Ontology annotation, cellular component: nucleus; cytoplasm. Bases 366 to 860 code for a protein of 164 amino acids. The transcript is spliced from 2 exons. Lineage: Eukaryota; Metazoa; Chordata; Mammalia; Rodentia; Cricetidae. Gene Ontology annotation, biological process: diadenosine pentaphosphate catabolic process; diphosphoinositol polyphosphate metabolic process; diadenosine hexaphosphate catabolic process. Gene Ontology annotation, molecular function: endopolyphosphatase activity; bis(5'-adenosyl)-hexaphosphatase activity; bis(5'-adenosyl)-pentaphosphatase activity. The record is from RefSeq and is a predicted model, not a curated record.
AGUCGGGGGCUGUGCGGAGGCGCGGGCUCUGGGCUCCCGGCUCCAGGCGGCGGAAGCGGCGCCUCCAAUCAGGCGGCGGGCUCGCGACCCUCGGCGCACCCGGCCGGCGCUGCCCGCCCCGCGGACUGACUGACGCGCCGGCUCGCCCCCGCCCCCGCGCCCGCCCCCGCCUAGUCUCCCCGGGCUCGGGCUCGGCUCAGACUCCGCUCUGCUCUUCUCUUCUGCAGCCCUCGCUUUCCCUGCCCGCAGCAGCUCCUCCUCGGCUGCGCGGCGGCGGCGGCGGCGGCGGCGGAGGCGGCCAGCUCGGCAGCUGCAAGCGACCACACACACAGGCGGCAGCGGCAGCGGCAGCGGCGGCGCCGAGGAUGAAGUGCAAGCCGAACCAGACGCGGACCUACGACCCCGAGGGCUUCAAGAAGCGCGCCGCGUGCCUGUGCUUCCGCAGCGAGCGCGAAGACGAGGUGCUCCUGGUGAGCAGCAGCCGCUACCCCGACCGCUGGAUCGUGCCCGGCGGGGGCAUGGAGCCCGAGGAGGAGCCGGACGGCGCGGCGGUGCGCGAGGUGUACGAGGAGGCGGGAGUCAAGGGGAAGUUGGGCCGGCUGCUGGGCGUCUUCGAGCAGAACCAAGAUCGCAAGCACCGGACCUACGUGUUCGUGCUCACCGUCACCGAGCUGCUGGAGGAUUGGGAAGACUCGGUCAACAUCGGCAGGAAGCGAGAGUGGUUCAAGAUCGAAGAUGCCAUCAAGGUCCUCCAGUGCCACAAGCCCGUGCAUGCCGAGUACCUGGAGAAACUGAAGCUGGGCGGCUCCCCGACUAAUGGAAACUCAGCCGCCCCGUCCCCGCCGGAGAGCGAGCCCUAGCUUCACAGUGAAUAUGACUGGAUGGUAUAUCUCUACCAACCUUCUAAAUGUAUUCCACAAACCUGUAUUAAAUAUACAUGGACGGUGACACUAAUUUAUGCGUUUUAUUCUAUAGAUUACCUUUCCAAAAUUUGGUACACAUAGAAUUGAAUAUCAUCCUUCCCCACCAUGGUUCUCUGUUACAUAAAUCCUUCUAAGUAAUAGACGUGUAGUAAACAAAAUAGAUACUGUCAAAGAAAUGAGUACAAACCUGCUUACCAAAAUUAUAGCUUUUUUAAAACAUGCAUGUAAUUUGAUAUCCUAAAUAGUGCUGAAUUAUUGAAUAUGGUUUUCACUAAUUACUGAGUAAUCUAAAUCACUGAAUAGAUAAUUCCCAGUGACCUCAGUCUUAAAGAGUAUACACCAAUCCUACAGAAACUGGAUUAUUGCUUUAUUUCUGUAUUGUAUACAUAAAAAUACCUCUCAUCUCAACACACCAGGAAUAUGUUGGGGGUUUUAGUACAAUGUAAUAUUCUAGAAAUAAUAAUACACAGUAUUAUAUUUGGCAGUUGAACUCUGUUUGAAUAAUUUGAGGAGACCUUAUUUAAGCAAAUUUCAGUCUUGUUCUAUAAUCAUACUUUGUUUCAUUUAAAAGCAUUUGGAUUGAGCAGUACAGUUGAAUGAGAUUAUCUUUGGGAUCCACAGAGACUGUUCAUGCAAUUUCCAACCUUCCAGUACUUCCCAUUUCCAUAUUGCAAGCAAAAACCAGUUAUCACUCUUUAAAUUCAAAUUCAUACAGUUUAAUAUCCUCCAUGGGGUUCAUUUGAGAAAAGAAAUGAAUGUCUCCAAAUGAUCUUUCCUUUUAAUAGAAUAAUUCCAGGAAAUUCAGAUAAAACUGCUGACACAGGAAUAAAGCAAAUCUUGUCAGGAUCUUAUAUUUUCCAAAAGUUUGACACACUGGUGUGAUUUUCUCCUUGGAUGGGUUACUUAGUGCCUAUGCAUUUUACAUGUUGAGAGCAGUGAAGCUGAAUUUUUCAGAUCAUCCCAUUUCCCCCCAAUCCAGUGUACUGAUGAAAGAUAGUAAGACGUUUACACAAGAUAACAGAAGUUUGUUUUCAGCAUGUUGUCUUAAAGGGCUGAUUUUCCCUCCACUGGACAAGUGCCUAUGCUUAUCCUUUAAAAAGCUUGAAGUCAUGCUGAAGUCAAAGGAAUUUUGAUAUGUUUGAUGCAGGUAUACGAUGUAUUAGAAACCUAUUUUGUGGAUCAGAUCGUUUUUGUUUUUGUUUUUGCAAGAAGGGCUGAAACAUGGCUACAUAUAGUUCUGUUGGUAUGAUUUCAUUGGAAAGAAUUGUUAUAAAGCAUUAUUUAGAAGUAUCAGUAAAAGUGAAAGUUUGUAAGAACAGUAACAGGCCGCUUGUAAGAUGUCAGCAUGGGACACAUGAUUUAACAGGAUCAGGAGGUGGAGUUGCUUCUUUCCUCCCUUUACUUUACAUGGAGCUCCUUUAUGAGAAAGAACAUUGAUUACUGGGAAAGGUGGAGAUGCUCAGACCGUAUAUAAUUCUAACAGCUAGCCAAGCUUUUUUUUCUUUCUCAGAGAUCUUUUUGUGAAAGCACCUAUUGUAGUUAUGUUCCUAACUAACUGUUUUCCUAAUAGAAUAUGAACUCCUUGAGGACUAGGACCCAACCUGAAUCCUGCCUCAAAACGGGCUAAAAUUCGGAGACAUUUGUCAUUGACUCACACACUAGAAAUGUGAAUUCCUGAGUUUCUUUUUUAAGUUUCAUAACAUACCUGGGAGAAUUUAUUUCUUUAGGCUCUCACCUGUGCUGACAGUGGAACCACAUUGGAUAAUUCACUGCAGGCUUUUCCGGUAGAAAGGGUUGAUGAACCAUACUAAAUCCUCUGUAAAUAUUUGUUGUCUAGACUCUACAGGAAUGGACAAACCAGUAAAACCUUAUUAAUCAGAUUAUCUUUUUUUAGGUGAAUGGAAUAGAUGUUGUUCAGAUUUACUUUGAAAGAAUCAAGUAUGUGAACCCAAUGAUGAAUGGAAUUGUGAAGCACAGGUGAGCUCUUUGACAUCCCCAAGGACACAGCUCACCCUAUGCUUUUGGACACUGCUUUCCUGUUAUUAACAAUGGCUAGACUUCAGGUUGUUGCACUACCACUGUAUCUGUACAGAAUUCUAUUUGGCACCUGUGGCCUUUUUGUGCUUUUGUCUGUAUUUCCCCAUCAGAUAGGACCUUGAAUGCAAAGAACUUGCUUUCUUAGUCUUUUUAUAUCUAGCAUACAUUACUUGAUAUAUGGUAGGCGUCACUGAAUAUUUGUUUAAUAUUUUGUAAUGAUAAUGAAUGGUAAAACAUCCCUCUUCUAAUCUCUCUAGCAUAUAUGUGGCUUUUGUAUAUCAGGUGUCUCCCAACUAUUUCAAGGCAGCUGUGAGAUAGUAGCAAAGAUUCAUAUUCAUAUGUCUGUGUUAUCCCAGACAUUAUGUACCUCCUACAUUUGCCAAAAUUUUGAACCUAAAUUUAACUGUGCCUCUAGACAUAAUUUCUCCUUUAUAGAAAAUUCAGGAGACAGAGAAACAGUUUACUGUAUAUCAAACAGAUGAGAUUAAUAGAAUCCUGACUUCAAGAAAACACAGGACAGAUGAUCCAGUUUCUUUGGUAUAUAGUCACAAGGAUGAAAGGAAAGGGUGGUGGUUAAACCUGUGCAUUGAAAAAAAGGCUUCUGAGAGUGAUCAAUACUUGCAUGGAUCUUACUUGGAUCCUGAUUUGAUCAAACUAUAAGAUGAAUUAAUAUCAGACAACUAGAAUAUUUGGAGCAUUGGCUGGAUAUUUUCACGUUGAUUAUUAUAAUACUGUUAUACUGGAGACAGAAUUCUUAUCUGCAUUCAAAUAUUUACCGUUGAAAUGAUAUAAUGUCUGGGAUUUGCUUCAAAAUGUAUCUAGAUAUUAAAUACACUGGACAUACUCAAAGAAGAUUGGCCUUCAAGAUCAUUGAAGCUGAAUGAUGAUUAAAUGAUGUUCAUCAUAUAUGUUCAUCUCUGCUUUUGUAUGUUUGACAUUUUCCAUAAUAAAAAAAGUUAAUCAAAAAUCA